UGCAGAGGAUUGUGAAGGAGCUUCACGGUCUUUUUCAAAGAUAAUGGAUUAAGGAUAAAUGCAUUGUCAGCUUUUGUGGGUAAAGAUCAGAGCAUCCUCUACAGCACCAGCAUUACAAUUUGGCUAUUUGUGGAUGCAGGUCUUCCUCAUGAUAUGAUUUACAGAGUUUCUCCUACAUCAGCGCCUUUGUAUGCAAGAAGCUGAUUGGUAAUUAGUGCAGGAUGAGAAGAUGGAGCAGCCACUGCUACCACCACCAGGACCUGACAGCCUUCGCCUCUUCACUAGAGAAUCUCUCUUCGCUAUUGAGAAACGUAUUGCAGAGGAAAAAGCUAAAAAGACACCAAAGGAUCGCAGAGAUGAUGAUGAUGAGAAUGGCCCCAAGCCAAACUCGGACUUGGAAGCAGGCAAAUCUUUACCUUUUAUAUACGGGGAUUUACCUCCAUCAAUGGUGUCAGAACCAAUGGAGGACUUGGACCCAUUUUACAGCAACAAAAAGACCUUUAUAGUAUUGAAUAGAGGGAAGGCAAUCUUCCGCUUCAGUGCCACACCUGCCUUGUAUAUUUUAACUCCUUUCAACCCCGUAAGAAAAGUAGCGAUAAAGAUUUUGGUACAUGCUUUAUUUAGCAUGCUAAUUAUGUGCACUAUUUUGACAAACUGUGUGUUCAUGACCAUGAGUAACCCCCCAGAAUGGACCAAGAAUGUAGAAUAUACUUUUACUGGAAUUUAUACCUUUGAAUCUCUUGUAAAAAUCCUGGCAAGAGGUUUUUGCAUAGAUGGUUUCACUUUCCUAAGAGACCCAUGGAACUGGCUGGAUUUCAGUGUCAUCACUAUGGCAUAUGUGACAGAGUUUGUGGACCUGGGCAAUGUCUCAGCAUUGAGAACAUUCAGAGUUCUCCGAGCAUUGAAAACAAUAUCAGUCAUUCCAGGAUUGAAGACUAUUGUGGGUGCGCUGAUUCAGUCAGUUAAGAAACUUUCGGAUGUCAUGAUUCUUACAGUGUUUUGCCUGAGUGUAUUUGCACUAAUAGGGCUGCAGCUUUUUAUGGGACACUUGCGGAAUAAGUGUGUACAAUGGCCCCCAACCUUGGCUGCCUAUGAGCUAAACACUUAUGCUAUUUUUAAUAGUACUAUUGGCGAAAACGGGUCCUUUGUAAAUGUUACUAAUAUGGAAUUUAACCGUGACAAGUAUAUCGCUGAUGAAAAACGUUAUUAUUAUUUGGAAGGGUCAAGGGAUGCUCUUCUCUGUGGGAACAGCACAGAUGCUGGUCAAUGUCCAAAAGGAUAUGUAUGUCUAAAAAUUGGAAGGAACCCUAACUAUGGCUAUACAAGCUUUGACACAUUCAGCUGGGCUUUUCUGUCUCUUUUUCGACUGAUGACGCAAGAUUACUGGGAAAAUCUUUAUCAACUGACAUUAAGAGCUGCUGGCAAAACCUACAUGAUCUUUUUUGUGCUGGUGAUUUUCUUGGGCUCCUUCUACUUGAUCAAUCUGAUCUUGGCUGUGGUUGCUAUGGCUUAUGAGGAACAGAAUCAGGCCACAAUGGAAGAAGCAGAACAGAAAGAGGCCGAAUUUCAGCAAAUGAUGGAGCAAUUACGGAAACACCAAGAAGAUAUUCAGUUAGCGGCAGCAGCAGCAGCAGAAGCUGCGACGGGAUCCAGAGAAUUAAGUGGUGGAACUGGAUUUGGUGGGCUCUCAGAGAGCUCUUCUGAAGCAUCAAAACUUAGUUCAAAAAGUGCUAAAGAGAGAAGAAACAGGAAAAAGAAAAGGAGACAAAAGGAGCAGGGUGAUGGAGACGAGAAGUGUGAUGAUGAAAAAUUCCACAAGUCAACAUCAGAAACCAGCAUUAAAAAGAAAGGGUUCAGAUUCUCCAUAGAAGGCAAUCGCUUAACAUAUGAAAAAAAAUACUCCUCCCCACAUCAGUCUCUUCUUAGUUUUCGUGGAUCCCUGUUUUCCCCAAGGCGCAACAGUCGAGCCAGCCUAUUUAGUUUUAGAGGACGUGGAAAGGAUGUAGGGUCAGAAAAUGACUUUGCGGAUGAUGAACACAGCACUUUUGAGGACAACGAGAGCAGAAGGGGAUCUUUGUUUGUGCCAAACAGACAAGAACGGAGAAACAGUAAUAUAAGUCAAACCAGUAAAGCAUCAAGGACUCUACCAGUGUUUCCUGUAAAUGGGAAGAUGCACAGCACUGUGGAUUGCAAUGGAGUGGUCUCUCUGCUUGGUGGUCCAUCGGCUCCAACAUCGCCUGCUGGACUACUUCUGCCAGAGGUGAUAAUAGAUAAACCAGCUUCUGAUGACAAUGGCACCAAUACAGAAAAUGAAAUAAGAAACAGGAGGCUGAGUUCUUAUCGCUUAUCUAUGGAUUUUCUGGAAGAUCCUAUUCUGAGACAAAGAGCUUUAAGUAUUGCAAGUAACCUGACAAACACAAUGGAAGAACUUGAAGAAUCCAGAGAAAAAUGCCCACCAUGUUGGUAUAAAUUUGCCAAUACUUUUUUGAUCUGGGAUUGCUCUGAACGAUGGUUAAGAAUCAAGCAUGCUGUCAAUGUAUUUGUAAUGGACCCGUUUGUGGAUCUUGCUAUUACCAUCUGCAUUGUUUUGAAUACAUUAUUUAUGGCGAUGGAACACUACCCAAUGAGUACUAAUUUUAGCGAUGUGCUUUCUGUAGGAAAUCUGGUUUUCACCGGUAUUUUUACCGCAGAGAUGGUUUUGAAGUUAGUUGCCCUUGAUCCAUAUUACUAUUUUCAAGUUGGUUGGAAUAUAUUUGAUGGCAUUAUUGUUAGUCUAAGUUUAAUGGAACUGGGACUUUCCGAUGUGGAAGGCUUGUCAGUGCUACGAUCUUUCAGAUUGCUCCGUGUCUUCAAGUUGGCUAAAUCGUGGCCUACUCUGAACAUGCUGAUAAAGAUCAUCGGCAAUUCUGUGGGAGCUUUGGGAAACCUGACCUUGGUGUUGGCUAUCAUCGUGUUUAUUUUUGCUGUGGUCGGCAUGCAGCUGUUUGGUAAAAGUUACAAGGAAUGUGUAUGCAAAAUCUCAGAGGAAUGUGUGCUUCCUCGUUGGCACAUGAAUGAUUUUUUUCAUUCUUUCCUGAUCGUGUUCCGUGUACUGUGUGGAGAAUGGAUAGAGACCAUGUGGGAUUGUAUGGAAGUUGCAGGACAAUCAAUGUGUUUGACAGUGUUUAUGAUGGUGAUGGUCAUUGGAAACCUUGUGGUGUUAAAUUUGUUUUUAGCUUUGCUGCUCAGCUCAUUUAGCUCAGACAAUCUUACUGCUACGGACGAGGAUAAUGAAAUGAACAAUCUCCAAAUUGCUGUGGCCAGAAUGCAUAUUGGAAUAGCUUAUGUGAAAAAAAACGUACGGGAAUUUUUCCAUAAUGCAUUUGUUAAAAAGCAGAAAGCGUUAGAUGAAAUGAAACCACUAGAGGACACGCAGAACCAGAAAGACAACUGUAUUUCCAAUCACACCACUGUUGAAAUUACCAAAGACUUUGACUAUAUUAAAGAUGGAAAUGGUACCACUGCUACAAGUGGCAUAGGAAGCAGUGUAGAAAAAUACAUAAUAGAUGAAAGUGACUAUAUGUCAUUUAUACAUAACCCAAGUCUCACGGUAACUGUACCAAUUGCUGUUGGUGAAUCAGACUUUGAGAAUUUGAAUACAGAAGAAUUUAGCAGUGAAUCAGAUCUUGAAGAAAGUAAAGAGAAGCUAAACUUAUCCAGCUCCUCAGAAGGCAGCACGGUUGAUAUAAGACCGGCAGGAGAAGGAGAACCAGCUCCAUUGGUUGAAGCUGAGGAAAUCAUGGAACCAGAAGCUUGCUUUACAGAAGGCUGUAUAAAGAAGUUCCCAAUUUGUGAUGUCAGUGUCCUAGAAGGGAAAGGAAAGCAGUGGUGGAACCUCAGGAAAACGUGUUUCAGGAUAGUAGAGCACAACUGGUUUGAGACAUUCAUUAUAUUUAUGAUUCUUCUCAGCAGUGGUGCUCUGGCAUUUGAAGACAUCUAUAUUGAGCAGAGAAAAACAAUAAAAACAAUGCUGGAAUACGCAGACAAGGUGUUCACGUACAUCUUUAUCUUGGAAAUGCUUCUCAAAUGGGUGGCAUAUGGAUUUCAGAAGUAUUUCACUAAUGCCUGGUGCUGGCUGGAUUUCCUCAUUGUUGAUGUCUCUUUGGUUAGCUUAAUAGCUAAUGCCUUGGGCUACUCAGAACUAGGGGCAAUUAAGUCCCUUAGGACACUAAGAGCAUUGAGACCCCUAAGAGCCCUCUCACGGUUUGAAGGGAUGAGGGUGGUUGUGAAUGCCCUAAUUGGAGCUAUUCCAUCCAUCAUGAAUGUGCUUCUGGUUUGUCUAAUAUUCUGGCUAAUUUUUAGCAUAAUGGGAGUUAACAUGUUUUCUGGAAAAUAUGGAUACUGUGUCAAUACCACAGAUGAAUACAGAUAUGACCCAUAUGAAGUUAACAACAUGACAGAAUGUCUUAUAAAACUAGCAAAUAAUGAAACUGUCAGAUGGAAAACUGUCAAAGUCAACUUUGAUAAUGUGGGUUUCGGCUAUCUUUCUUUGCUUCAAGUGGCGACAUUUAAAGGAUGGAUGGACAUCAUGUAUGCUGCAGUUGACUCAAGAAAGGUUGAAGAACAACCUAAAUAUGAAGACAAUCUAUAUAUGUAUCUUUACUUUGUUAUCUUUAUCAUAUUUGGAUCAUUUUUUACCCUCAACCUCUUUAUUGGUGUCAUCAUUGAUAACUUUAAUCAGCAAAAGAAAAAAUUCGGAGGUCAAGAUAUCUUUAUGACAGAAGAACAAAAAAAAUAUUAUAAUGCAAUGAAGAAGCUAGGAUCAAAGAAACCACAAAAACCAGUUCCAAGGCCACCGAAUAAAUUCCAAGGUGCAGUGUUUGAUUUUGUUUCCCAACAACCCUUUGACAUCACUAUCAUGAUUCUGAUCUGUUUAAACAUGGUAACAAUGAUGAUUGAAACUGAUGAUCAGACUGAUGAGAUGGAGAACAACCUGUAUUGGAUUAAUGCUGUUUUUAUUGUCCUUUUUACUGGGGAAUGCGUGCUCAAACUGAUAUCAUUACGUCAUUAUUAUUUUACAAUGGGUUGGAAUAUUUUUGAUUUUGUGGUGGUCAUUCUUUCUAUUGUUGGGAUGUUUCUUGCUGAUCUUAUUGAGAAAUACUUUGUGUCCCCAACUCUGUUCAGAGUUAUACGAUUGGCCCGAAUUGGUCGUAUUUUACGUCUUAUUAAAGGUGCCAAAGGCAUUCGCACACUUCUUUUUGCAUUGAUGAUGUCACUUCCUGCCUUGUUUAAUAUUGGCCUUCUGCUCUUUUUAGUAAUGUUUAUUUAUGCUAUUUUUGGAAUGUCCAAUUUUGCUUAUGUUAAAAAAGAAGUUGGAAUUGAUGAUAUGUUCAACUUUGAAACUUUUGGCAACAGUAUGAUCUGCUUAUUCAUGAUCACAACCUCUGCUGGAUGGGAUGGUUUAUUAGCACCAAUUUUGAACAGUAAAGCACCAGACUGUAAUCCAACAAUAGAGCACCCAGGAAGCUCUGUCAAAGGCGACUGUGGUAAUCCAACAGUUGGGAUUACCUUUUUUGUUAGUUAUAUUAUAAUAUCAUUUUUGGUUGUGGUAAACAUGUACAUUGCAGUCAUUUUGGAGAACUUUGGUGUUGCUACUGAAGAGAGUGCAGAACCACUAGGAGAGGAUGAUUUUGAGAUGUUCUAUGAAGUUUGGGAAAAGUUUGAUUCAAAUGCAUCACAAUUCAUACAGUACAGUAAAUUGUCUGAUUUUGCAGACGCUUUGGAUCCACCUCUUCGUAUACCAAAACCAAAUAAGGUUCAGCUAAUUGCAAUGGAUCUGCCUAUGGUAAGUGGUGACAGGAUUCAUUGCCUUGACAUCCUUUUUGCCUUCACAAAGCGGGUAUUGGGUGAAGGUGAUGAAAUGGAUAAUCUAAGACAACCAAUGGAAGAACGCUUUAUGGCAUCUAACCCAUCCAAAGUCUCCUAUGAACCAAUUACAUCCACCUUACGUCGUAAACAAGAGGAAUUAUCUGCCAUUAUUAUUCAACGCUGCUUCAGGCGUUAUCUAUUAAAGAAAUCCAUAAAACAAGCUUCAUUUAUGUACCAACAUAAAAUCAAAGAUGGAGAAAGUCUACUCAUGAGAAAAGACAUGCUUAGUGAUCGACUUAAUGGAAACUCAACAACAGAAAAAGCAGAUAUCACACCUUCGACCACAUCUCCUCCUUCAUAUGAUAGUGUAACAAAACCAGAAAAAGAAAAACAUGAAAAAGACAAAAUAGAGAAGGAAGACAGAGGUAAAGAUGUCAGGGAGCAUAAAAAAUAAUUUCUGAAGCAAACUGUUUACAGCCUGUGAACAUUACAUAUUUAUGUCAACAGGACUUAUUUCAGAGACAUAUGCCAAACUGACAGUUCUUAUAAUUAUGUACUUAUGGUUAGUGCCUACAACAAGACAGUGGCCCCCUGUCAGGAAAUGAUUACAAAGGCGUGCGACAACCUUGACUGGAGGUUACUGUUCUAACCACUUCACUGCUAUAGAGGCUUGCAAUUCAUUACAAAACAAUGUAUUGCUGGCCCCUUCAGAAGUAAAGGGGUUAUCUCCCAGCUGACACUGCUGAAAAGGAUAGUCGAAAAUGGCUACUCAGACUGUGCAGAAUGGGGACCAUUUUGUGGGAUACAAACCUAUGAUUUUUGUGUGUUGAAAACUUUAGUAAACUACUUGUAUCCACUAUUUGCAUUUCAACUGCCAUAUUUGCCAUAUGUUUACAAUAUGUGUUUAUGGAUUCAUCAUUUUUUUGGAUUCAUAGGUUCUCUACUAUUAUAUGCGAAUAUUUUUGUAAAUGGGUUUUAUGUUGGGAUGGGGCUGUUACUUACCACUUCAAAGGUAUGAGGACCAGGUGUUCUAUUAUAUCUUUCUCUAUACAUAUGAAUAGAACUGAAUGCAUGAAAGCAUGCUAGACUCAUAGGUCAUGCAUGGAAAAAAACAUGGAGCUACAAAAACUGAUUGUUAAUAUGUGACACGAAAUGUUGAGGUGCUUAACUGUUCAUGUUGUGUCACAUAAAGAAAUGAUUAUAUGUGCCUGUAAAAUCCCAAUAAGUCCCAUGUUAGAGGGCAGAUGGAUUCAAUUUUAUGCAAAUCUCAGCUAGAGCAAACUUCAUUUCAGUGCUUUGAAGCACAAACUACAUUUCUUUGUCAAGUGACAUUAUUUCUAAUAGCACAGGAUUUACCAAAACAAAAAAAAAUUAUUUAGGCUUUAUCCUGCAGUAUUGUUUAGCCAUUGUCAGCUGUCAGCAAAGUUAACGUUGUACAUGCCAACGGAAUUGCCUAUCUUAUGGUAUGUAAAUAGUUAUUUUACCCUGUGGUGGGUGUUUGAGCAAAGAAAUAAUGACUUGGACACAGUAUUUAUUGCAUCAAAUAUGUACCACAUAUGUCUAGCUUGCAAGCUUUUGAAAAAUAAUAGAAAAUAUUCUGUAUUUAUAUAAAUCGUUUGGACGCUAUCACAAAUGCAUGUUUAUAUUGCCUGGGCUGCUUUAUGAAGUUAUUUUCCACUGUCCAACAGUCUAAUAUGGAAAGCCAUAUGUCAAUGGUAAAAUAAGACAAAUUGAUGAAUAAGACCUCAUUUCUUUAUCAUUAAGCAAUAUUUUGCAGCUGUUAAUAUUUUGUUUUGUUCUUUUGGUUAAAGUUUUUUUUUCUUCGUUUUGUUUUAUGUUACAACUGUUUGGUAUACAUCCAGACGAAAUUGGGAUUGUCGCAAACUGCUUUAAAGGAUACAGAGUUUUUAAAAUAAUAUAAAUACUGUAAAUAUUCAUUUAGCUUUAUUUUUCAGCAUUUUGUACAUAAAAGAAGAGAAGAAAAACUAACUUCAGGGUCAAUGUUGUGGUCACUUUUGUUACUUUCCAUGCAUAGAACUAUUUAAUUCAAGAUCUUUACAAAAUAAAGUACAGUAUGAAGAAGAGAGUUGUAAAUUUGCUAUUUUAUUAUAGUUAAUAUCAUUUUUGUGCACACACUGAAUGUGGAAAUAAAUGUGUAAAUCUGGGACCACAGCUCACUUGCAUUACAAAAUAAUAAAUUUAAUGAAAUAUAUAUAUAUACAUAAACACUGGACAAAAUAUACAGAAAAUGUGAGCACUGCCUGCAUCAGGUGUUACUUUUUUCAAGGACAGACAUAUCUGUAACACAAAUGUGUUUCCUGUACUGCUAUAAAUGAAAGGUUAAAGAAUAUGUUUUGGGGUUUGUUUGUUUUUUGUUUAUUUUAAUUUUCAUUUCUAGAGUCUGACUGCAUUAUUCAUUCAAAUCUUGUUGGUUCAUGCUGCACUGGAAUGUUUUAAAUAAUAUGUGGGAUCCACAAGCUUCAUUUUUCCAAAAGGACAUGAAUUUGCUUACAACACCAUGUUAGCUUAAGUUCUGUUUUGGACACAUGGCAGAAGUUAAAUGUAGACUCCUUUGUUUACUAAGACUAAUGACUUGUAGUGUACUGUGAACUGCAUGCAGGAAAUGCUAUUACCUAAAAUUACAGCUAACUACAUUACAAACAAGCCAAAAGAAUAAAGAUUACAUUUUGUAUUGUA
Messenger RNA from Bombina bombina (fire-bellied toad), 8544 nucleotides. Its product is annotated as sodium channel protein type 2 subunit alpha-like. The transcript has 27 exons. NCBI's taxonomy places the organism in Eukaryota, Metazoa, Chordata, Amphibia, Anura, Bombinatoridae. The record is from RefSeq and is a predicted model, not a curated record. The coding region runs from base 230 to 6301 and encodes 2023 amino acids. Gene Ontology annotation, cellular component: voltage-gated sodium channel complex; axon; plasma membrane. Gene Ontology annotation, molecular function: voltage-gated sodium channel activity. Gene Ontology annotation, biological process: membrane depolarization during action potential; neuronal action potential; sodium ion transmembrane transport.